Closterium sp. Yama58-4 is the source of this 2982-nucleotide messenger RNA. The record is from the annotation of a GenBank genome assembly. NCBI's taxonomy places the organism in Eukaryota, Viridiplantae, Streptophyta, Zygnematophyceae, Desmidiales, Closteriaceae.
AUGGAAAGAGACGCGCAGCCUCGUUUCCGGUCCCGUCAGUUCAUGCCAGUGCCUAUCGGCAAUCCCGGGGACCUGCUGUACACAUGCAUUCUCAAGAACGCGUGGGGUGCGGAGGUGUCUCCGCUGCACGACGUGCCGCUCUUCUCCUCCUCCGCCAGUUUCCACUUCGUCUGCCUCUGUCCACGUGGCUCAACCUACGACAUGGCCAUUUCGUUAACCGAGCGUCUCAGCCCGUUAAAGUCUCGUCUCGUUAACAGAAACCUCUCGCGCCUGUCGGAGCCGUCCCCGUGGCACUUUGGGCUGCUGCCGCAGACCCUAGCGAACGAGGAAUUCCCAUCGGAAGUCGCCGGCUUGUCGAACGACAACCAGCCGCUCGAUGCGAUCGAAUUAGGGUUCGGCGUGCGACAGGUGGGCGACGUGUACGAGGUGCGACCCAUCGGCGCGUUUGGGCUCGUCGACCCGGUAACCAGGGCGCUUUCGUGGAAGGUUCUGGUGGUGGCGUGGGACGACCCGCUGUUCGGGCGCGCGACGAGCCUGGACGACGUCGAGUCGCUGUUCCCGGGGGUCACGGAUCGCCUGCGCGCAUGGCUCGCGCGCUACCGCACGAGGCCGGGACGAGCCCCCAAGGCGCAGGCGGUGUUUGCGCAGGGCGGGCGGCCGGCGUCCCCCGACACGGUGAUGCGCGUGGUGGCGGAGGCGAACGCGUGCUGGCAGCUCUUCAAGGCCACGCGCUGGCCCGACGCGCCCUCCCCCCCGCUGCUGCCGCUGCGCCCACCUACGAUCACCAGCAGCCGCAGCAGCAGCAGCAGUGGGAAGGGGAGCGGAAGUGUGGUGGAGUGGGGCGGGGGAGCGCAGGUGCUGCGGAUAGAGGGGGCGAUGGAGGGCGAGAGAGAGGCGUUUGCGGGAGCGGAGCGGGGCGGGGGACUGGACGGGUGGAGGGGCAGUGGGGGUGGCAUGGCGCAAGCAGGACCAGCUGCUGAUGCUGAUGCUUAUGCGCGUCACGGCGUUGACUCGCACGACUUGCUUGGCCGUCAGUAUGAGCGGCUGAUGCAGCCUGAUUUGUCGGACGCUGCACGCGCUGACAGCUUCGCCUUCCAUGACUAUGCGCAUAGGCACCGCCCGUUUGAAGAACAGCACCAUCCCUAUGAGGAGUAUUCGUUUAGCGAGCACUCGUUAGUGGAUCACUCGUUAGACAGCUCGUUGGACGGAGCAGCCGUGCAGCAGCGCGCACCCGCAGGCGGCAUGGGGUGGGACAGCCCCGACAGAACCGCCGCCUGGGGCGCGCAUGACGCCCGCGCGCCCGCCGCGGAAGGGAUGGGGGUCUGGGAUGGGGCGAGCGGGGCGGAGGAUGUGCGGGGCGGAGUGGAGGGGGGAGGAGGGGCGCGGGGGGCGCACGGGGAGGAGCGGCUGGAGGAUGGGUUGGUGGACGGCGCGAGAGAGCUGAGCUUCGCGCGGGGCGUGGCUCAUGGCGACGCGGGCUGCGACGAUGGGCGACGCGCGAGUGAGUGGCGCGGGGCGGAGCGAUUUCCGCGUGGCCAGGCGGAAGCGGAGCGGGAUGGGGGGACGUUUGAGAGUGGUGGGGUGCAGAUGGCGUGGGACGAGAGGGGCGCGGGGGAGGGGGGCGCGGGGGGUGUGUACCAUUCUGAUGGGUAUGCGCGCGGUUACACCACCUCCGACGCUGAUACUAGCGCGUGGGAGGGGCGCGAGGGGGACGACGGGGAGGAGGAGGAGGAGGAGGAGGAGGAAGAGGAGGAGGAAGGAGAGGAGGGAGGGGAGGAGGGAGCGGAGGAAGAUGGGGAGGAUGGGAUGUCGGUGAUGGAGAGGAGUGUGGAUGGGGACGAGGAGAGGGGAGAGAGUGGCGCGGAGGAGAGUGAGGAGGGGAGUGAGGGGAGGGAGGAGGAGAGUGAGGAGGGGAGUGAGGAGGGGAGGGAGGGAAGGAGGGAGGAGGAGAGGGAGGAGAGCAAUGGGGAUGAGGGGUACAGAGAGGAGCAUGGGCGGGAGGGCGUAUGGAUGGGCCGCACGCGAGACGGGAACGUGGAUGAGCGAGGCAUGGGCGCCGGCAUGAGUGGCGGCAUGAGUGGUGAGCGCCAGCAAGCGCAGCAGAGGGCGCAGGCGGGGGUGGGCGCGGAGCGGCAGAUGCACAGGCAGGGCGCACUAGACGAUGGCGCAAUGGCGGGCAGGGAUGGGCGGAUGGAGCCGAGCGGCCAAGCAGGGGCGGAGGGCGAUGGGGCGGGCGCAGGCGGCGCAGAGGGCGCAGGGAGCGCAGGGGGAGGCAGGUUGUUCCGCAAGGCCAACUCCAGCUCGCCCCGCACGCUCAACCGCCCCUCCUCCGCCUCCAGCAGCCCGGGCAACGCGCCUGCGCGCCCCCCGGGGCAGGGGGGCGCGGCGCUGGAGCGCCCGCUGGCGCCUCUGAGGAGAGACGCGGCGGCGCUCAUCCCGGGGCUGCUGAGGGCGCGCGGGGGGAACGCGCAGGGGCGCAUCAUGCGCUCCCAGUCGCUGUGCCAGGGCGCGUUUGGAGACGUGCUGGGCGCCCACAGCGGCACAUCACCUGGAGACCCCUCUCACGCUGCUGCUGCUGGUGCUGCUGGUGCUGGUGGUGCGUUGGCAGGCGUCAGUGCCGCCACUCCCCCCUGCACCCGCCUCUACAAGCGCGCCCCCCAUGCCUCCGCGCUGGCCGCCCUCCGCCCACUCCCCCUCGCCCCCCUCCGCAGUCGCACGCUCCUCCUCAUCCCCCGCACACGUCCCUGUUUCACCCGCCACUGCCGCCAUCCCCCUCCAGCACCCCCCAACUGCCCCACAGCAGCACAUGCGGCGAUCUCGUUCCAUGUCCCAAUCCGCCUUCGCCCCCUCCCUGCCCUUCCUCUCCCUCGCCCAGGGCCCCCAUGCACUCUCCCUUGCCUCUCCCCCACAGCCGCCGCUCCUGCCCCCUCCAUCAGCAACAGCAGCAGCAGCAGCAGCAGCUGGUUUCCCCGUCGCGCGUGA